AUAACAAUCAAACACAAAUUUUUUCUUUCUUUGUUUUUCUCUCUUCAUACACACCAAAAAAGAAAAAUGAAAAAUCCUUCUUGAUGAAGUUCACAAGCUAGCUAUCAACAUCCUCUCAUCUUAACAAAUUAAAUUAAAAAUCCAUGCAUGAAACCAUUCAAAGAAAUCUUUUGCCUCUUCAAUAGGAAACUCAAACACAACUAACUUUCCUCUAUUCUUCCACCUCUCUCACUUUUUAUCAUCAUUUCUUUAUAUAUAUUUGUUUAUUCAAUUUUAUAAACUAUUCAUUAUUAGGGUUUCUUCACUAGCUAGCUCUUCAUACUUCACAAAGCGAAAAGAAGAAGAGCGAAGUCUAAUCUUUGGUUAGAAUCUUUUUCUUAUGACGAGUCAAGAUAACAAAGAUGAUAGCCAGAGCUCCGGCGGUGGCCCUGCCGGAGCAAGGCCAAGAGAACCAGCUUUGAAUUGUCCGAGAUGCGAUUCUCCCAACACAAAGUUUUGCUAUUACAACAAUUACAGUCUUUCUCAACCUAGACAUUUCUGCAAGACUUGCAGAAGGUACUGGACUAAAGGUGGAGCGUUACGCAACGUUCCGAUAGGUGGUGGUUGCCGGAAAAACAAGAAGAUAAAGACUUGUUCAUCAUCUUCAAGGGAUUCAAAAGAUACAACUAGUGGUUCUUCAGAUAUUGGUGGGCUAAAAUUCUUUCAUGGUCUUUCACCAGCUAUGGAUUUUCAACUUGGAGGACUAAAUUUUCCAAGAUUGAACAAUACUUCAACAUCAACUGGUGGAAGUAUUUUCAACCAAUUUUCUACAUUUGGUGACAUUUCAACUACUACUACUAAUUGUGCUACAAAUAUUGGAUCAAGUUCUUGUUUCAAUCUUGAUCCUUUAGGAAGUUGUUCUGGUUCUUUAUUGGGAUUCAAUAAUUUCCCUUUCUCAAGUUCUAUACUAAAACAAGGUACAACUGCAGUUCAAGAAAUGGGAUCAAUGGGAGUUCAUCAUGGCACAAUGGCAUCUUCUAUAGAGUCAUUGAGUUCAAUUAACCAAGAUUUGCAUUGGAAAUUACAACAACAAAGAUUGGCCAUGCUAUUUGGUGGUGAAAAUCAAAAAGAGAAUAACAUUGUUUCAUCAUCAAUCCCUUUUGAUGAUCAAAAUCAAAAUCAAAACCAAAACCAAAACCAAAUCCAAAUCCAAAAGCCACAGCCAAUUUUGUUCCAAAAUCUGGAGAUUUCAUCGUCAAAACAACAAGAAGAUCAUCAUCAUCAAGAAGCAACAACAUUUGGCAACGACAAUAUUAAUUCAAGAAAAGAUGUUAAUAUUACAAUUGGAAGUCAUGGGAAUAAUUUGGCAACUGAAUGGUUCUUUGAUGAUUCAUUUGGUGUUAAUCCAAAUUCAACAAAUACCAUCAAUGAAAAUGAGGAUCAAAAUGGCAACAAUUGGAAUAGCACUAUUCAAGCUUGGAACAAUUUGAAUCAGUAUAGUACACUCCCUUAAUUAGCUCUAUAUAAUAUGAUGAGGAAACAAAAAUCAUAUUUAUACUACUAGUCUAUUUAGGUUCCCUUUUCUUUCUAUUAGAAAUUAGUAGUUUUGUUUUCGUUUUUAGUAAUGAACUUAUUGUAAUUGUGUAUGAUUAUGAUGGUGGUGGUGGUUAAAUUUUCA
Capsicum annuum is the source of this 1657-nucleotide messenger RNA. Its product is annotated as dof zinc finger protein DOF5.7. Bases 380 to 1492 code for a protein of 370 amino acids. The transcript is spliced from 3 exons. The record is from RefSeq and is a predicted model, not a curated record. NCBI's taxonomy places the organism in Eukaryota, Viridiplantae, Streptophyta, Magnoliopsida, Solanales, Solanaceae. Gene Ontology annotation, molecular function: DNA binding; DNA-binding transcription factor activity. Gene Ontology annotation, biological process: regulation of DNA-templated transcription.